AUGCCCUCCACGCCAAACAACAAAUCCCUUUUUCAAAAAAUACCCCACCAACCCGGUUGUUAUCUAUUUAAAGAUAAAACCGGAACCAUAAUUUAUGUUGGCAAAGCCCAAAAUCUAAAAAAGAGAAUUAGUAGUUAUUUUCUCAACCCACAAGAAAAUUGUUUUUAUCAACAAAUCCAUAGUUUUAACACCAUUAUCACUAAUAAUGUCAAAGAAGCCCUAAUUUUAGAGCAAAAUCUGAUUAAAAAAUACCAACCCCGUUUUAAUGUUCUCCUCAAAGAUAGUCAUUAUUAUCCUUAUUUAGAGAUUACGGCCGGCGAAAAUCCUCGUUAUAAAGUGGUGCGGAAAAUAAACAUUAACACUUCCUCCGCUAGCCCCAGCGAAUAUUUCGGUCCCUUUCCCGACGGCACCAAAGCCCGUGAAAUAUUACAAUUACUAGAAAGAUUACUCCCCCUCGCCAAAUGCAAAGCAGUCCGAAAAUUUUUUCGCGGCCAAACCCAAGAAAUUAAGAAAAAAAUUAAAGAUUCUUUGCGAAAAAAUAUUGUCAAUUUAGCCUUUGAAAUCGCCCAAAAAGAAAAAAAAAUCCUGGAUAAUAUCGAUUUUUUUACUAGUCAGCAAAACAUUGAAUUUUUACGAGAGGAAAAUAGCGAUUUUUUAGGUGUUUACGAGCAAGAAAACGUGAUAGCCUUUUGUCUCCUCAUUUAUCGUUAUGGAAAAUUGGUGGCUACUGAUGAAGCGGCCUUUCCCGCUUGGAAUAACGCUGCCGAAAUUACCGAAACUUAUCUCUAUCAAUUUUACCAAAAUAAUUUGCCCCCUGCCGUGCUUUAUACGGCAAAAAAAUUGCCGGAAAUUAAAUUAUUGGGAGAGGAAUUGGGGUUUGUUUGUAAAUCACCCCAACGCGGCCGCAAAAAAGAAGUGAUUAAUCUCGCCCAACAAAAUGCCCAGCAAUGCUUGGAUAUUUCUAACCUCUACAAACAAGAUAUAGUAGCCGGUUUUUUGACUUUUAUUAAUGGAGAAAAAAAUCCAAGCCAAAGUAAAUUAUAUAAGUUAGAAAAUGAGGUGGAAAAUAAUUCAGUGCUGGCGAAUCCGUCAACCGAACCAGCAAGCGAUUUAGCCCGAAUAAAAAAGGCCUGUCGUAUUCAUUUUCAAAAAUAUUCCUCCGGCAAAAAACCAGACUUAAUAAUAGUAGACGGAGGAAAGGAACAAGUUAAAUCCGUUCAGCAAGUUUUAAGGGAAUUAGCAUUUGAAAUUCCUAUUAUUGGCCUUGCCAAAGACGAAAAACACCAAACCGCCAAAAUAAUUACUAAUACUUUACAAGAAUUAAAUUUUGGCCAAAAUGAGCGAGUGAAAAAUUUUUUGACUAAUUGUCAGGCCGAAGUUCACCGUUAUGCUCUUAAUUUUCACCGCCAAUUGCACCGAAGAA
Messenger RNA from Racocetra persica, 1423 nucleotides. NCBI's taxonomy places the organism in Eukaryota, Fungi, Glomeromycota, Glomeromycetes, Diversisporales, Gigasporaceae. The record is from the annotation of a GenBank genome assembly.